Messenger RNA from Sordaria macrospora k-hell, 1359 nucleotides. RefSeq lists its product as uncharacterized. Lineage: Eukaryota; Fungi; Ascomycota; Sordariomycetes; Sordariales; Sordariaceae. The record is from RefSeq and is a predicted model, not a curated record.
AUGGUUUGGUCCAGAUUCGAUGAUGAUGUAGAAUGGGUUUUUGCUGAGAAUAUGUUAGAUGGGCUCGUGAGUUGCUCGACGGACCCCUACCCGCUUCUUCUCAGAUCCCUAUCACAGUACGCACCCCGUCUCACUGUCCUGGAUCUUCAUUGCAACUGCGGACCAGGGAUCGACCAAAUACCCUCUGAGCUCCGUAGAUUUCGUGGGCUCAAGGAGCUCAGCCUGCGCGAUUUUCCGGAUGAUCUUUUUGAUGAGUACGUUGAAGCCACCACCACGGUCCUGAUCAACUCCCCUGAACUGGAGACGUUGCGCAUAAUGGCGCUCGAUGGGGGUCUAGACUGGGCUCGGGAUCCAUGCUAUGAAUCGCAAGGCCAUUGCAUGUGUGGUCUACUUCCUCUCAUUUGCGAGAAAUUCGCAGGAAGAGGGAGAAAGGAGGGAUCUGUGGACGGCAACAAAAGGGCAGAUAUACCACGUCUCAAGCUUCGAGAAGUGGCAGUCGAUCAUCACUCUAUGAACCGGUUUAUUCUCGAUCUCCCGGAUCCGGAUCCAGAUCCCUCUGAGGACCCUUCGCAUCACACUAGCAAUAACCAGAAACCUCUCUAUUUGGAGAAGCUCACUGAUCUUCAAUAUCUUGAGCGGUUACAUGUGGAGAUGGCACCCGAAUGGAGCCACGCCGAGCGCCUUGAUCUUAUUCGCCUUCCGAAUCUCACCCCCGAUAUUGCUCCACGACUGCAAUCGAUGACUAUAUCACCACCCUGUGCGCAAGAGUCCUACAGGUGGCAAGACUGGGCCAUCGAAAACAACUUUGUUGAAUACGCCUGUCAGGUUUCGCUAGGCAGGCUCGAUAACGUCACCGAAAGCUCAGGACCCGUACAUCUCGUAUUCGAUUGGACAAGCCUGGAUGUUGCUAUCAAUGAGAGACUAUCCACAUUGUUUGGCCUUUUGAAGGAUACUGCCGUCACUAAAUCUCUCGAACGACUCGAGAUCGUUGCACCGGGCGACUGGGUGAAGCUGAUCCCCUCCCUAAAAGACACCUUGUCGCAUCUUGGGAAGCUCAAGUAUUUCAGAUGUCACAUGGCAGAGUUUUGUCCUCCUCUCUGCCUCUCGUGGGAGGCUGUAAAGCGCGAUAAAACUUUCAGGAAGAUGAUGGACCUCGCAGAAGACUUCUUUGAGGUGCAACCGAGCCUCCUAUUCCUAGAAGUCAACUCCUUUCUAUACCAGGUCGUUCGAUGGGGCCCCGGCGCCCGUGAUUUUCACAUGGUCGAGAUCUUGGAUCGUGAACGGGAGUGGGUCGCUCCAGGAGACUCCCCGUGGCAAGGGCCAGAUAACAACGCCGUGCCUUCCAGAAUGUUGGUAUGA